This is a messenger RNA of Hyposmocoma kahamanoa, 1313 nucleotides long. RefSeq lists its product as uncharacterized. The transcript has 5 exons. Lineage: Eukaryota; Metazoa; Arthropoda; Insecta; Lepidoptera; Cosmopterigidae. The record is from RefSeq and is a predicted model, not a curated record. The coding region runs from base 402 to 935 and encodes 177 amino acids.
AACGCAUCGUCCGGUAAACUACAAAAAGUCGUUCAUUUCGGUUGAUGACCUUGGUUGACGAUUAAUUCCCCGAUCAAGUCAUAGGUUGCUUGGUACCCGGCCUCGAGUCUCGAGUGACGUAACCGGUGUGCCUUCGGUAUCUUCACACUGACUGCGAGCUAGCGUGCGCGUGCACACCUCCCGAUGUAAACAAAUUUCGAAUUUCAAACAUUCUUUUUUUAACUUUUACAGUUUAAGACAAAUUUUAAUGAAAAUUGUUUCUACUGUAUUGUGUUUUCUAAGUGGCAGUGUAAUGUGAUAUUGUGAAUUUCAGUUCAACAUGGAUUUGUUUGUAGAUGUAACUACGACUUAGCAGAAAGGACCUAUUUCUUACUAGUGCUUGAAUCACGGAUGGGGUCAAGAUGACAAGAAAGUUUCUCUUCUGUUUCCCCUUAAGGCUGGGGAACAUUAUCUUUGGUUACAUUGUUAUAAUUGUAGCAAUUGCAGUAAUGGCGUUUAAUUUAUAUCGAUUUGGUUUGAGCAUGGUAUCAAAUAAAAACGAAUUCGACGAGAAGUUCCGAAAUUUCGAGAAAGUGGACAAUAUCUUUGGGCCGAACAAGAAAGAGCUGGUAGCUCUGAUUGCUCUGUUGUACUAUGGGAGCUACAUGAUAGUAGCAUUUUUAUUGUUCGUGUUUGCUGCUUUAUUUACUUGUGGCGCUUACAAAGCGAACAAUUGUCUGAUAUCGACGUUCUUCGGCUACAGCUUCAUCCACCUGUUCCUGACCGUGGGGCUUAUUGUAUGGGAAGCGAUCACGGCGGGAUGGAUUGAACUGGGGCUGAUUGUGGCCGCUGAUUUGAUCCUGAUUGUUUGCCUGUUCAGCGUCAAGUAUCUAAUGGCGGCGAUCCGCACCGGCCACAUGUACACCCACCCCGGGGAAGUUUAUUAUAAAUACUAACAUAUUGUAAUUAUCAUAAAAUUAAGUAUUUAUGUUAAGAUCUCUAAUGUUCUGUGGUACAACUGUACUCAUACUUCAGGGUAAAAAAAUAACGAGGGAACCAUGUGCCAGUGAACUAAUUUUAUUUCGAAAUAAGUUUGAUGAUGCCCUGAUUGUAUUAGAGAACAGUUCUCUUGGAAACAUUUCUCUUCUCGGAUCACUACGUCUGUAGAAAUACCUACAUAUCGCACUGUCAAGUGCGAUAUGUAGGUAUAACAUAGUAUUAUCUCGAAAAUUGCGUUGUAAUUUUAGCUCAAAAUUGCGUAAUAUAUUAAUAAUUUAUUUAUCUCCAAAAUAUUGCCAUAUUUGUAUGUCAUUCGUAGACGAUUUCAUUUCAAA